AUGACAUCCAGCCUCACGGGACAACAUGGUCGGAACGAGACAUGGAGGCUAUGCGACAAGAUUUCCAACUCACUCGCUGACGUACAUCAAGCAACGCAAGACAAUCGCCUGCAAAACCUCGAUAUCUCCGACCAAGUCAGAGCCACUACCGCGCCGUCGGAAACCCGUAGCAUCACAAACUUGCAAAUGGUACAGCAGACCAUAGCAGAUCAUCUACAUCACGGGCAGAACUCAACCUUUGCUAGCCCAGGUUCCGUCGAGACUGUCCGCAUUCCCUUGUCUCAAAUGCAGAGCGCUUCUAACUAUUCCGAAACGGCGGAAUUCUCAAGUGAUUCAAGCGUGGGUUCGGUUUUCUCUACGAGUCCCUUUCGAACUCUGGAUAAUUAUAUCGACGAGAACGGGCCAAUAUCCCUGGCCCAGGAAAUCCUACAACAAACAACGCUGAACGACGUCCGACUCGUCGAACAGAUGGUUGUCCCCUCGUUACUGGUGGCAUUCUAUAUCGUCGACAGUCCGCGCAGGCUCGAAAUAUCUCCACGAGGCUCCGCGCUCCUUCUGGUGGGCAAUCUAACAUCACUAAGACUCCUCCUGACUGCAAUGGCUGCCCUCAUACGCUUGCUUUGUCCGGUGGAACGUCCAAUAUCCUUACUCGGAGGAGGCUAUGUCAAUUUCGAAGAUGCUUUCGGACGACUACUGAAGCUACCCUUCACGACCUGCCAGUACCCCACCAUCUUCUUCAGAUUCCUCCGAGAGCAUUUCAAGGAUUCUCCGGUUCAUGAAUAUAUGCGGAAGGAUCUAUAUCACUUGAACCUGGACGGCAGCAGGGGUAUUCUCAUAACGAGACAGACAUGGAGCAGUCUUGUUAGACCGAAGGGCAGGAUCUCCAUGUCAAUUAUAGUGACGCUCGGCUUUCAAAAGUGCCGCAAAUGUACCAAGACGCUGUAUCGACACGGAAAUGAUUUACACUGGUAG
Molecule: messenger RNA, 972 nt
Organism: Exophiala xenobiotica
Lineage: Eukaryota; Fungi; Ascomycota; Eurotiomycetes; Chaetothyriales; Herpotrichiellaceae
Exons: 1
Coding region: 1-972 (323 amino acids)
Source: RefSeq, a predicted model, not a curated record